Hibiscus syriacus is the source of this 1078-nucleotide messenger RNA. RefSeq names its product thaumatin-like protein 1. Gene Ontology annotation, cellular component: extracellular region. Gene Ontology annotation, biological process: defense response. The transcript has 3 exons. The record is from RefSeq and is a predicted model, not a curated record. Lineage: Eukaryota; Viridiplantae; Streptophyta; Magnoliopsida; Malvales; Malvaceae. Bases 48 to 1013 code for a protein of 321 amino acids.
GAAAAACUUUAGUGUUUUACUUUUGAAUUGAAUCAUUCAUUUCCCCCAUGGCUCGGUUCUCCUGUUAUCAUCACCCUUCUUUAGUCACGUUCUGGACUUUCAUUCUAAUCGUUUUUCUUAAAGGGCCUAUGGCUGCCACCUUUACAUUUGUCAACAAAUGCGAUUACACCGUAUGGCCUGGAGUUCUAGCUAAUCCGGGGAGUCUAAAACUGGAAAGUACAGGCUUUGAACUUACUAAAGGCGGCUCUCGUUCCUUCGAAGCUCCUACUGGUUGGGCCGGUCGCUUCUGGGGCAGAACAGGCUGCAGUUUCGAUGACUCUGGCCGUGGUUCAUGCACUACAGGCGACUGCGGCUCUGGUGAAGUCGAAUGCAAUGGAGCUGGCGCCAUCCCCCCAGCCACCUUAGCUGAGUUUACACUUGGUUCGGGAUCGCAAGACUUCUAUGAUGUGAGCCUGGUUGAUGGUUAUAAUUUGCCUAUGAUUGUUGAAGGAAAUGGAGGGUCAGGAGAGUGUGCCACUACCGGUUGCCUGACCGAUUUGAAUAAAAAGUGCCCGUCCGAGCUGAAAAUCGAUGGCGGUGAUGCCUGCAAGAGUGCAUGUGAUGCUUUCGGCAACCCGGAGUAUUGUUGUAGCGGUGCCUACAAUACUCCGGCAGCUUGUAAACCGUCCAUGUAUUCACUGGUGUUCAAGUCAGCUUGCCCCAAAUCCUAUAGCUAUGCCUUUGAUGAUGCCACCAGCACUUUCACAUGCUCUGGGGCUGAUUAUACCAUCACUUUCUGUCCCAAUGCUCCCCGUUUGCAAUCUUCAAACGAUCCUUCUCCAAAUACAACAGGAUCAACCGAUGGGUUGGAAUCAGACCCGGAACCGGAACCGUACCCUAUGCAGGCAUCUGCAAUGGACAGUGAAUGGCUAGCGAAUUUGGCUACCGGAGACUCCACCAAGACCAAACCAUUUUCCCUUGCCCAAUUUGGUUUUGUUGUGACCAUUUUUGUGAUCAUCUCUCUGUUCUUGUAGUCUCAAUUUCCCAAUUCAACUUGAAUAGAGAAAAUAAAAACAAAAACAAAAUCCAGAUUGUAAAA